UACUUGUAUAAUUACUAAAUAGAGUAAACCAGUUAAAAAACAUUCGCAUUGAAUUGGUUGUACUGUAGCCUGCUAGCAAUAAAGCACACAAUAUUCUACUAUUUUACAUUUGAGCACCAUUCUGAUUUUGCACCUUGUAUCGUAUACGUUAAGUAACUUAGCUGAACCUGUACUCUACCUGUGACCAUCAAAAGCAGCAAUAUGAGUUGGGAUUCGUACAUCGACAAUCUGAUUGGACAGAGUGCCGAUGCGAACGGAGAGCAUCACGCGGACAAGGCCUGUAUCAUCGGAAUAGAUGGAAGCAUGUGGACCUCUGACGGCCACCCUCACUCACUGAAGCUGAGCGCCGAGGAAGCGGCAGCUAUUGGUGCAUGCUUCAGUUCCAAAAACUUCACGUCAUUCAUGUCGUCGGGCGUGUUUUUGGAAGGCAUCAAAUACCAGUUCUUGCGGGAGGAAGAUGGAAAGUGUGUGUUUGCGAAGAAGAAGGAACACGGUGCCCUGACAAUGCAAGCAUCGAAAACUGCGAUAACCAUUGCACAUACCGGGGAAGGCAAGCAACAAGGCAACUCGAACAAGGCUGUUUCAGUCAUAGCUGAAUACCUUGAGAGUAUGAAUAUGUGAUGCAUCUUUGGAAAAUAAACAGCACUCAUAAACUAUAAAAUAUACAGGAAAGACCAACGUUUUCCGAAAAAGGCGAAUACAUACAGUCAUUGAGAAAGCAAACAUUCGACUUAUAGUAACUACAGAAAACAUUAUAUCGAAUGAAGUAUUUUGAAUAAAAAUUCAAUAUUUAA
Messenger RNA from Symsagittifera roscoffensis, 794 nucleotides. Its product is annotated as profilin-like. Gene Ontology annotation, cellular component: cell cortex. The record is from RefSeq and is a predicted model, not a curated record. Lineage: Eukaryota; Metazoa; Xenacoelomorpha; Acoela; Convolutidae. The coding region runs from base 202 to 621 and encodes 139 amino acids. Gene Ontology annotation, molecular function: actin monomer binding. The transcript is spliced from 3 exons.